This is a messenger RNA of Armigeres subalbatus, 2430 nucleotides long. Its product is annotated as cystathionine beta-synthase-like. Gene Ontology annotation, cellular component: cytoplasm. The coding region runs from base 1126 to 2376 and encodes 416 amino acids. The record is from RefSeq and is a predicted model, not a curated record. Gene Ontology annotation, molecular function: cystathionine beta-synthase activity. Lineage: Eukaryota; Metazoa; Arthropoda; Insecta; Diptera; Culicidae. The transcript has 5 exons.
AUGUUAGAAUCUAAGCCGAGAAUUGAUUGUUUGUGAUGUAGCAAUAAAUGUAGUGCAAGUAAUGGUUGUUUCCCUGUAAAUUGUGCUUGUAAUAAUGAAUCUGGGUGGAAGAACGGCCGGGAAUAAAGGACUUUGAUUGGACUUGGAUUGGAUUUGUAUCUGGACUCCCUCGAGUGUUGGAGAGCCCUUGUUGUGAACUAUCGAAGGCAAGUGAAUUUAUCGUGCGGUUCUCCAACAUUUUUGGUCCAACGAACCGGAUGACUGGAUCCCGGUGAGGAUUUAAAGAGGACAAUUCAACUUGAUACAGUAGCCAUCACACCUGUAAACAAUCAGCAUUGAGAGACACCGCGCCAUCGCACAAGGAUACGAAGGACGCAGAGAAUAAGAGGAAUCCAUUCGCCAUCGUCCUUAUGGUGUUUUCUUCGUUUGGGCAUCCAUCGGUUAAGCUGGUUCCAUAGGUGAACUCUAUAUGUCCAUUCGAAGCUAGGGAAUUGCGCCACUCACUCACACCGUGUGUUAUUUGGUUUCUUCUGCAUAACACAAUCGUUUUGCCUGCUUGGACUCGGAGUUUUGGAGUGCAGGGAAUCAAUGGAUGGAUUGCAUUCUGGAUGCAUUUUGUGAGGGAGACUAUCAGAAGGGCUACCUUCUUAACGGAGACGUGGACAGCUGAUCCAGUACCGGAUUUACUUCUCCAGGUAAAUAUACCUUAGAUCAGUAUAUGUCCAGCCGUUGUUAGUGGCUUCACCAUUCUAACACCUUUAUUUCGACGUUUUUCCUCGGUUACCUGGAUGGAUGUAUCGUCGGUUGCCUAAUUGGCAUUGCUGGAGUGAUACUGGUGGUUCUGUGGCGACGGAAGGUUUUCAGUGGACAUUUUAACGGAACAAUCUAAUCAACCCAAAUACGAUAGAGACGAUUCGGCGCGUGACAAGAAGAGGUGGCAUCAAGUAUUUUGUUGUGUGAGUUUAUCACAAAAAAACAAUCGACAAUGUCUUGGAUGCUAUUGGAAACACUCCCCUUGUCAAACUAAAUAAACUACCAAAAGAAUUUGGGCUGAAAUGCAAUGUUUAUGCCAAAUGUGAGUUCCUCAAUCCUGGCGGUUCCGUUAAAGACCGUAUCGCUGUACGCAUGAUCGAGGAAGCCGAGGAGCGUGGUUUGCUGAAACCCGGCUAUACAAUUUUGGAGCCAACCUCCGGCAACACCGGUAUCGGGCUGGCCAUGGGUGCCGCCGUCAAAGGCUACAAGUGCAUCGUCGUUAUGCCGGACAAGAUGUCGAUCGAAAAAGUCGACACCCUGAAGGCGCUGGGAGCCGAGGUGAUCCGAACUCCGACCGAAGCUGGCUUUGAGCUGCCGGGGGGAGUUAUGCCUGUCACCCAACAACUUCAGCGGGAACGACCCAACAUAGUUAUACUGAAUCAGUUCAUAAACCCGGGAAAUCCUCUCUCUCACUACGAUGGAACGGCAUCGGAGAUUAUCGAGCAAUUGGAUGGAAAAGUCGACAUGAUCGUAACGGGGGCUGGAACAGGAGGCACCGUCACCGGAUUGGGACGAAAGUUAAAGGAACACAAUCGCAACUGUAAGGUCAUCUGCUCGGAUCCUAUCGGCUCGGUUAUGGCUAUUCCAGCAAGUUUAAACGAAACCGACUGCAAGUACUGGGAAGUGGAAGGUGUGGGAUACGAGUUCAUACCAACGGCUUGUGAUGUCGAGGUGAUAGACGAGUGGAUAAAGUACGGCGACAAGGACGCCUUUGAGACUGCCCGGAAAUUGAUUGUCGAGGAGGGACUGCUGUGUGGAGGAAGCGCAGGUGGUAAUAUGUACGCGGCUCUGCAGGCCGCCAAGAGUCUCGGUGAAGGUCAAAACGUGGUCGUAAUUUUGCCGGAUAACAUCAGGAACCACUUGACUAAGUUUGUAUCGGAUAAUUGGAUGGAGGCGCGAAACUUCAGCGAUAGUGUAAACAUUCAUAAUCACAAAUGGUGGGACCACCAAGUUUCGACAAUUAUCAUGGACACUCCCAUUACCAUCAAAGUUGACCUCUCGAUACAGGAAGCGGUGCGCAUCAUGAAGAAGCACAAUUUAGACCAACUGCCGGUGUUGAAUCACGACGGGAGCAUUCGAGGUGCUGUUUAUUUGACGCAUUUGCUCGGAAAGAUGUUGAACGGUAUGGUGACUGUAUCGGAUCCAGUAUUGAGCGCCCUCUACAAGCAGUAUGUUAAGAUCGGUAAGAGCUGUUCGAUAGGGCGAGCCGCUCGGAUCCUAGAGAAAGACCCAUUUGUUCUGGUGACGGAUUUGGGGCUUGACAAUUAUCAUGUGGUACUAACCGAGAAAGUAAUUGGAAUGCUUACCCAAAAGGAUAUUUUACAAUAUGUUGCUAACGCAUAGAUAAAAAUAAUUUGGACGAAAAUGUUUUUUUCACAUGCGUGCUACUAGAGCGCC